Falco peregrinus (peregrine falcon) is the source of this 2090-nucleotide messenger RNA. RefSeq names its product distal-less homeobox 3 (gene DLX3). The record is from RefSeq and is a predicted model, not a curated record. NCBI's taxonomy places the organism in Eukaryota, Metazoa, Chordata, Aves, Falconiformes, Falconidae. Gene Ontology annotation, molecular function: RNA polymerase II cis-regulatory region sequence-specific DNA binding; DNA-binding transcription factor activity, RNA polymerase II-specific. The transcript has 3 exons. Gene Ontology annotation, biological process: epithelial cell differentiation; regulation of transcription by RNA polymerase II; embryo development. Bases 82 to 933 code for a protein of 283 amino acids.
CCUGACGCGCGGGCAGCUGGAGCCGCCGGCCUGGGGGGUCCCCAGCCAGGCGGGCAGCUCCCCCCCACCCCAGGUCCAGCGAUGAGCGGGUCUUUCGACAAGAAGCUCUCCAGCAUCCUCACCGACCUCUCGGGCUCACUGAGCUGCCAUGCUGCCUCCAAGGACUCUCCCACCUUACCCGAGUCCUCCGUCACCGAUCUGGGCUACUACACCAGCCAGCACGACUACUACCCGGGCCAGUCCUACAGCCAGCCCGUGAGCCACUACCCCUACCACCAGUUCAACCUCAACGGCAUCGGUGCCGCCGGCACCUACUCGCCCAAAUCCGACUAUUCCUACAGCCCUUCCUACCGCCAGUACAGCCACUACAGGGACCAGCAGCUCCCAGCCCAAGAAGCAGUGUCGGUGAAGGAGGAGCCGGAGCCAGAGGUGCGGAUGGUCAAUGGGAAACCCAAGAAGAUCCGCAAGCCCCGCACCAUCUACUCCAGCUAUCAACUGGCGGCUCUGCAACGCCGCUUCCAGAAAGCCCAGUACCUGGCCCUGCCCGAGCGGGCUGAACUGGCCGCCCAGCUGGGGCUCACCCAGACCCAGGUGAAGAUCUGGUUCCAGAACCGUCGCUCCAAGUUCAAGAAGCUGUACAAGAACGGCGAGGUGCCGCUGGAGCACAGCCCCAACAACAGCGACUCCAUGGCCUGCAACUCUCCCCCCUCCCCGGCCGUCUGGGACAGUAACUCGCACGGCAGCACACCGGGCCGGACCCCGCUCCCGCAGCCGCUUCCCUACAGCUCUUCCCCGGGCUUUUUGGAGGAGCACAACCCCUGGUAUCACCCCCAGACCCUCAGUGGACCCCAUGGACCCCACCAGCCGCCACCAGCCACCACGAUGCAUCACACCUCCCCGGGGCCUCCCCCCAGCACCGGUGCCGUCUACUAACAGCCCGGAGCCAGACAAGGAACAAGAGACAGUGGCAGAACUCCUUUGCCUCCUUUCCCCCCCCCGUACAUUUUUUGGUUUUUCUUUUUUCUUUUUCUUUUUUUUUUUUUUUAAAAGGUCACCUGUGUACACGCACCCCUAGAUAUACACUUAUAUAUCCUAUCCUCUCCCAGCUCAUCUCAGGAACAAGAGGACUGCAAAGGGUUAAACUUGUUAGCUCCCAGCCCAGGGCGGUCAAGGAAAAGGUGGUGAAUUCUUCUUAUGCAUUUUUUUUCUUUUUCCAUCACCCCCUAAUAAAAACGGCCCCCGAGGAGCCACAAUCCACUGGGAGCUCCUCGCAGGAGCUUUGCUUCUUGGGGCCACCCUGGUGAGCUGCCCUGGGGGGGCUGCCCCCGCUGCCACCCCCCAGCGCCCCCACCCCACGCAAGCACCAGUGGGCACCCAGGAGGGGCACCCGGAGCACCCACACCCCAGCCAGGAUGGAGCCUGUGGGGAGGAGGACGCGGCGUCGCAGCGCGUGGGUGCCCAUUGCCGACGCCAAAGGAGCGGGAUGCGCUUAGCCCUCAUGGCACCCGACAUCUGGGGACCCGGAGCAAUUCAGGGGGGUCACGGACACCCUGCAGGAGCAAACCAGGACCCCCAGCCUGGCCUCUUCUGUGGCAGCUUUGUGGGAAUCGCCCGGGACGAUGCUCAGACAAUAAGGUGGUUAUUUAAAAAUAAAUAAAAAGUGUGUGGGGAGAAAAUAUUUUAAUAUUUAAACAGUUCAGGAAUGGCUUAAGUUAUUUUUUAAAGAGAAAAAUCAUGCUAAUGUCCGUUUUCUAACAGCGCUUCCGUCUGUGUCAGUUAAGCUAAUGGCGAAGCAGAAUGCCUAUUUUUUAAAUAAGUUGACAACACAUUUUAAAGAAAAAAAAAACUUCUUUACUAUUUUUUAAGAGAAUGAUGCUAUUUUUUUAGAAGCAGAAAGUGCAGUUUUAAGAAGUGUUCAUAUGUGUUGUACAGUCCCGAGGAUCUUAUUUAUGUUGCCUUAUAUAAAUAGGGAUGUAUGGGGGAAUAAAAGAGUGUGUACAUAAGGUUCGUUUGUAUAAAGUUGAUCCAAACCAAACUGGUUUCGGUCUGGUUUUUUGUUCACUUCUUUUUAAAGGAAAAAAAUAAUAAUA